Molecule: messenger RNA, 4595 nt
Organism: Solenopsis invicta (red fire ant)
Lineage: Eukaryota; Metazoa; Arthropoda; Insecta; Hymenoptera; Formicidae
Product: ABC transporter G family member 20
Exons: 15
Coding region: 1107-3203 (698 amino acids)
Cellular component (GO): membrane
Molecular function (GO): ATP hydrolysis activity; ABC-type transporter activity; ATP binding
Source: RefSeq, a predicted model, not a curated record
UUUUCUCCAUCAAAUUAAAUAAAUUUAACUUGUUAUUUUGAAACAAGAAUAACAUAUAAAUUUCAAUUUAUAUAUUGUUACAUUUAUAGAGUAAAAAUUCGCUCGAUGUUAUAACGCAUAUUGUUUAAUCACUACGCAGUUCAGGAUGUCAUCGCUCGAUAGGAGAGAGACCGAGUGAUCAAGCGCUCUCUCGAAAGAAAAAAUUCGCAUAUGAUGUAUUAAUAAUUAACGCAUCCACGUUGAGAUUUAAAAGACUCACAAUCGUAUUGUACAAUUAAAAUUAUGUUAAGACAUAAUAGAAAUUCAGAAUACGAAACCUGGUCAGCCUGACAAGUCUAAUUCCGGAGCGACGAAUUGUUAUCAAACUUUUCCGAAAGGAUUUCCAGAGAGUCGCCAAUUGAUUGGUAGAGCCGAUAGACAAACAGAUCGGUGCCGCAAAUAAUCGACGAUUUUGCCGCAUUCUUCCCUUUCCGACAUACAAAAAAUUGGAACAGGUUUCAACCUAGAUGUUUUUAAACAGGUUUUUUGCACAUGUGCAACUGCAGUCAGCGCUGUAACCAGAGUACCGAGAAAUGGGCGCGUUAGUCCCCCUUGGUGGGCUUGUCCAGGCUUGUCAUUAGAUUAGGAUAGUUAUUCUUUGUUAUUAAAUAGAGAUUAUUUCAUUUUUUAUUUGUAUUUUAUAUGUAUAUAUUUGUAUAUGUAAAAUGUAUAAAAUAUAUUAAUAUUUCUCUAAAUUUAUAAAUUUGUAUAGGCUAUCAAAGAUCUCCUUUCUGUUAUUAAUAAAUACUUUACUGAAGCUUCAUCUGACGCGCAUGUGCGAAAAACUGGACCCGUCUAAGAACGGGUUUAUCCCACUCAACAGGUAGAAAAAAAAAUCAGCGUCUUCUUAGUCUUAAAAUUUAAGGGUUUAAAUAAGAAGAAGAAAUCUCCUUAAUGGUUCACUGUCGUGCGAACGGACUUAGUGAAAGGACGUAAUUUGGAAAGGACGGGAUUUGUCUAGAAAGGAAUCAGACGACGCCAGCGAACUUCUACAAUAUUGUAAGUCGUUCAUCGGACAAUAUCAUUAGGUUUAGUCGCUGAUCGAAUACUCAUCACCAUUUCGCAAGAUGAUGCAGGAAGAAACGGUGGUCGUAAGAAAUGCCAUAAAGCGUUAUGGGAAAGAGCAAUUGGUACUCAACGGUCUGAAUAUGACCGUUUUCAAAGGUUCCAUAUACGGACUAUUGGGAGCCAGCGGAUGCGGCAAAACAACGCUGUUGUCCUGCAUCGUCGGGGUUCGAAAUUUUAAUAGCGGAGAGAUAUGGGUCUUGGGGGGAACUCCGGGCAGCAAAGAUUCCGGCAUCCCCGGGCCUCGAGUGGGUUACAUGCCGCAAAAUAUCUCCUUGGUAGGAGAGUUCUCUGUGAGAGAUGCCUUCUAUUACUUUGGCAGGAUCAACGGGCUCGAUGAUAAGAAGAUCGAUGAAAAACAGACUUUUUUCUCGGAGUUUCUCCAAUUACCUCCAUUGGAUUGCCUGGUGAAGAACAUGAGUGGAGGUCAACAAAGAAGAGUUUCCUUUGCUAGUGCAUUGAUUCACAGUCCUGAGCUUUUAAUUCUAGAUGAACCCACUGUGGGUUUAGAUCCAAUUUUAAGGGAAAAUAUUUGGGCUUACCUGACAAAGCUCACGCAGGAAGAUGAUGUCACUGUGAUAAUCACAACGCACUACAUUGAAGAGAUUAAAAAAGCUAAUAAAAUCGGUUUGAUGAGACGUGGCAAAUUGCUGGCAGAAUCAACACCGCAUGAAUUGAUGGAGCAAUUUGAAUGCUCGUUCUUAGAAGAGGCUUUUCUAAAACUGUGUGAUGCACAGAAUAAAGCGACUACUUUGAAUGAAAGAUCUGGGAGAUCAACUUCCCAAGAAGUUACCCGUAGCAACGUGUUGUAUCAAGAUAGAUGUAAACCAACAAAAGGAGUCUCGGAGUGUAAAGCGAUUUCGGGACGUCAAGUUUCGCAAGUGAAAAGGUUUAAAGCUGUACUAAAAAAGAAUGGAGUCCAAUUUUUGCGUCAUUACAUAGGCUUAAUUUUCGCAGUUUUUUUUCCGAUAAUUCAAUCCAACUUAUUGCUUGUGUCAAUUGGUCAUGAUCCGAAAGACAUUAAAAUUGGAAUUAUCAACGAAGAAGCUGGGAAUUGCGAUUUCGGCAGCAAUUUUAGCAGUGUUUGGAAUGACGAAAGCACCUGCCACUUUGACAAUCUCAGCUGCAGAUUUUUGAACAAUUUUGACGAUUCCAUUGCGAUAAAGGAAUACUAUGAUGACUUUUCUGAAGCAAAACGUAAUGUACAGAAUGGAAAACUUUGUGGUAUAAUGUAUUUUAAUCAAAACUUUUCCGAAGGUCUGCAAAAGCGAUUAGAAGAAGGUGUUUUCGUGGAGGACUCCGAUCUUAACGCUAGUCAAAUUCAAGUUUUUCUCGAUAUGGGUGAUAGGCAAAUUGGGCUUUUUAUACAGAAAAAGCUAUUUGAGCGUUUUAUAGAGAUUUCUGAGAAUAUAAUGAAAGAUUGCAAAUAUUCAACAAAAUUAGCUAAUCUACCUAUUAAUUUUAAAGAUCCCAUUUAUGGUAGCCAUGAUUCCAGUUAUACAGAUUUCGCGAUACCAUCAUUUAUUUUAACACUUGUCUUCUUCUUGGCCCUCACACUCUCUACGACCUUAAUAAUUACAGAUCGGUUGGAAGGUAUCUGGGAUCGAAGCGUGGUCCAAGGGGUCAGGACAGAAGAAAUCAUUCUAUCUCACAUUCUUAUCCAAAGUUUUAUCAUAGUUAUUCAGACUAUCGUGAUAUUGCUCAUGUGCUUUGUUGUAUGGGGUAUAAAUUGUAAAGGAUCGAUAUUCGUCGUAUCUUUCCUCCUAUUUCUCAACGGCUUUUGCGGAUUGAUGUUCGGUUUUGUUAUCUCUGUUUUGUGCAAAAAUCACACCAUGGCGUCUUUCUGUUCGGCCGGAAGCCUUCUCCCGCUAAUGGUAAUUAACGGAACCAUAUGGCCGUUGGAGGGAAUGCCAAAAUUUCUUCGCUGGUUUAGCUACACUAUGCCAAUUACCUUGCCCUCCAUAUCCAUGAGAAGCAUCAUGUACAAAGGUUCUUCUAUAUUUGAGUGGCAAGUUUUUAUUGGCUUUAUUAUAAGUUUAGUAUGGAUAUCAGUUUACUUUCUUGUGAUUGUAUUAUGUUUAAGACGGAAAAGCUCGUAAUAUUUAGAAAAAAAAAUUUUCUUAAAAAAAAAAAUUUUUUUUGAAAAAGUUUAUUUAAACUCAAAAAUUAAUUUGUAUUUUGAUGUAUAUCAAGGUUCCGCUAUUUGAUUGUAUUCUAUUAGUAUACACGAUGUCUUGACACUUUAAUUAAAAAAAAACGAAUGCUAAUUUAAUUAAGAGCACAUACAUUUGGAUAAAAAAAAACGAAACAUUUCGUGAAUUUUUUGUGAAAAAAUAGAAAGAAUUAGAGGGUUACAGAAUAUUUAUUUUAUUGUAAAGAGCAUAUUUUUCUGAAUUUGACAUUUUAAUUUUGUUGAAAAAUGAUAUAAAAUGGAGUCAUUAUUCUGAUUGUAUGUUUUAAAAAAUGCAUGACUACAUUUUGAAGAUAGUUCAAUCUACCGAUUUGCAAUUUUACACGCUUUUCUAGUAUUUGACGAAGAAUUUUUCACGCUUAAUUGUUUAUCGUAGCUAAAGAAGCACAAAAUUUUUACUAAAAAGCCGCUAUAUUGAUUAGCUACCAUUUCGUUCAAAUGCAACAUUUCGAAAAACGACUACAUCAAGCAUUAGGUCUAUAUCUUAGCUUUAUAAAGCUCGUGUCAUUUUGCUUUCUGAUGAAUUCUGUGUAAGUAACAGUGAUCGUGAGUGCCGUUUUUUCAAAACGUAAUUUAAGAAAACUUGAAGAGCAAUGUCAUUUUAUUUAUUUUUUAAUAAAAUUUAAAUGGUAAAUAGAAAAUGUAUAAUCUUUUCCGUAGAAUUAACACGACUUUUCUAUCAUUUUUCAUUUUUUUCACAAAAAUUUGCGAAGUUAGGUUUUGAUUUGAAAGUUAAUAUAUUUAUAGUCCGUUCUUAUAUUUGUAUUUAUUAUAAGAUCGUACGUAUUAAGUAUCAUUUUAAGAUGCCAUUAACCAAUCAGAAAAUCGUAUCAGUAUCUUAAAACAUUAUUUAAGUUGUUCAUAAAAUAAGAAUCAACUAUGAAUUUUAGUUGUCCAUCUACCUCCUUCUUUUAAGAUCUCCCCCGGUUAAGACUGUCUGCGCGGUCUUUGAUAAAUCAAAAUGUCGUCUUUUAAAAUCAGGGUUACUUCAACACCAAUUUCUCGCGUCUUUCUAGAUUCAGGAUCUCGAGCAAUUGUCUCUAUUUUGCCAGACAUCUUUUGCAUCAAUAUAUGAAAAGUCAUACAAAUCGUUAACUUCUGCCGCAUCUAUCUUUAGUACCUUUGGAAAAUUCGAAGCAAUCUUAUGAAUUGUGACAUAUCCUCCUACGGAAUGCAAUUUAACCUGAUUUAAAAAGUCGGCUCCAAUCAAAAGCGCGCUGUUUAUUAUUUGAUUAUUUAUUAUGUAAUGUAUGAUCUCAUAUGUUUUGCCGUCAAUAAUAACAUUUGUUAUAAACGUUAA